AAUUGAUCGAGCAUUUCGGGGUUGGAUGUUAGUGCUACCGCUGCCACCGCCAGCCGCUCACCUAUAAAUUAGCCGUCCGAGGAUCGAAGACGAAGAAGGAUCACUGGCUUGUGGCUGUGUCGAUUCAUGGAAGAAGGUAACCGCCGCUUCAACCGGAAGCAAUGCCGGUGGGCGCCGACUGGCGACGCCUUGGAAGUAAACAGCGGUCGCAUUGUUCGAUCCAAAGAAAGGAGGGACAGGCACAGCAAGGUGUUAACGGCCAAGGGACUGUGCGACCGCCGCCUGCGCCUAUCGGCGCACACCGCCAUUCAAUUUUACGACGUGCAGGACCACCUCGGCUACGACCGCCCUAGCAAGGCUGUCGACUGGCUCAUCCAGAACGCCAAGGUUGCCAUCGACAAGCUCACGGCUCUGUCCGGCCAUGGCCACGAUGAAGAAACGCUGACGCCAGACGACGUCAGAAUGAUAUGGUGGAACGCGAUGGCCAACUCCUGCAACGCCGGUGGCGAGGAAUUCGUUUACAAUAUGGCCCUGCCGUCGUUGCCGGCGGCACUGCAUCUUGUAAACAGGGAACCCCUUCAGUCCAGUAGUUGACCUUCUCUUCUCGGAUGGGCAAAUGCUACUCCUUUCCAUUCUCCGGCCGACGUGUCUGAGUGCUUCAAUAGUUUCUCAGAAUUCAACAUGCCAACACGAAUUGAUGGC
Molecule: messenger RNA, 702 nt
Organism: Zingiber officinale
Lineage: Eukaryota; Viridiplantae; Streptophyta; Magnoliopsida; Zingiberales; Zingiberaceae
Product: transcription factor PCF5-like
Exons: 2
Coding region: 127-594 (155 amino acids)
Biological process (GO): regulation of secondary shoot formation
Cellular component (GO): nucleus
Molecular function (GO): DNA-binding transcription factor activity; sequence-specific DNA binding
Source: RefSeq, a predicted model, not a curated record